Colletotrichum scovillei is the source of this 1205-nucleotide messenger RNA. RefSeq names its product ATP synthase complex subunit H. The record is from RefSeq and is a predicted model, not a curated record. Bases 97 to 480 code for a protein of 127 amino acids. The transcript has 3 exons. NCBI's taxonomy places the organism in Eukaryota, Fungi, Ascomycota, Sordariomycetes, Glomerellales, Glomerellaceae. Gene Ontology annotation, biological process: proton motive force-driven ATP synthesis.
CAUCCCGUACAAAACCCUCAACCACCCGUCGUCCGCCUCCCUCCCCCCAUCCCCCCCGGUGUCCCCAAUUGAGCCAGCCACCACCCACAUAUCAAGAUGCUCGUCCAAUUGUCCAGAGCCACUCGCGCCGCUUCGGCUGUCUCUCGGCUGGCGAGGCCCAGCGCCGUCCAGAUGAGGGGAUUCAUCGCUCCCACCGUUUCCCGCAGAGCCGACUUCGUCCAGGAGCUCUACCUCAAGGAGCUCAAGGCCUACAAGCCCACCCCCAUCAAGGAGUCCGACUCCCAGGGCCAGGUCCAGACCUUCUCCAUCCCCGCCACCCCCAAGUCCCCCGAGGAGGCGGACCUCGCCGCUAGCCUGAAGGAGUACGAGAGCAUGGCCGUCGAGGUCGAGGGCCAGGACGCCACCGCUGCCGCCAACGGCGAGCCCGUCAAGCACGACUGGCUCAUGAUUGAGGAGGAUGAGGAGGAGCCUCACCACUAGAGCGCUUCGGCGACGUGCAAAACCGUUAUUGGAAAAGAAAACAAAAAAGUUUCAAAACGAACCACACCGUCCCGGAUUCCCCCGCCGAAAAGAUAAACAUCGUCAUCAAUCCUCAAGUGAUGGGAGGGAAAAGUGCUUUUCCGACCUUGGCUUCUGGGUUUGUAACCUUUGCCGCUUGCUCCGAACCGACCAAAAGGAGUGGGAAACGUGUUUUUGUGAUUGAGAGGAAAGGAGAGAAGGAGAAAGAGAGAGAGGAACCCUAGAAACGAGGGGAAAGGUGUGCUGGGAGGUGGUAAUCCCGUGUAUAUUGUCCAACUAAACCUCGCUGGCUAGGAAUGCUAUUCGCAUGCGCUUCAACAUCCUCGGUCCCUUUGCUUAUGUGAAUAUGGCUCACGUCAAUCAUAUGUGUGAUUUUACCUGGACGUUCUCGACCAACAACCACCAUAUUCCUGCAGCUCCCAUACCAAAUGGAUCAAUACGACCUCAUUGUGUCUGUUUUCCAAAGUGACAAUUACUGUCGCAAGGGCAUACCUGACCCUGGGCCUCGAGCGAAGACAUUGUGGGGAACCCGGAAUCUCCCGAACAGAACCACCACCACAACACAGAAUCGUCGUCAAGCAGAGUGUCCUUUAUCAAAAUACCUCUGAUGCUCGGGCAAUGGUGGUUCCUCAACACACAACUCGACGGAACCCCCGCCAAUUGCUUCCACCAAAAAUUCUCGGGAC